UAAAUGAAAAAGAUGUCCUCAUUACAUAAUCUCUGUGUAAUAAUAUAUAUUAUUUGUGUGUGUGUUUCAAAUAAUUUGUCAAAAGAAAAUCAAUGAUGAGGACUCAGUUUUUGAGCUGUACUGUGAGGAAGUAAAUGACCCUCCAUUAGCACCGUGCUCUACCUGCAAGACCUGUCACCACAUUGUUACAGGAGGUAAAAAUCUGAUUUAUGCUUUUCAUUGUUCAACACUAAAAUUUCACAAUAUCAAAUGAUGAGUAAAAAACAUUGCUAAUAUCAUCAAUAUUUCAAUUAUCAUUAUCAUUAUCACAGUUCCUUCUUGCUGCAUGAAGACAACAUCGUUUCAUAUCAGCAGUGAGUUGGUGCCUCAGCAUUUGGAUGCUCCUGCUGGUGAACUGGAGAGCUACAUCAUGACCAGCUGCAAGACACAGCUGGCGAGGUUAUUGGAAGAUCUGGGCUUGGGGCAGUACUACAGAAAAAAGAUACAACUGAGAAAAAUACUUGAGAUUGAUGAGAAGACUCUUAUUGAUGAACCUGGGAAUCAGAAAUCAGACCUUCCUUGGUAUUUUCUAAGGAAACUGGUGAUGGUUAAUGUGACAGCUAGGAAUGUGAAAUGUACCUCAGUUUGUAAUUCAUGCAAUGACAAUACAUCAGGGAAUGCAAAGUUAUCCUUUGAAAAUCUAUUUAACAGUACAAACACAGAUGACAAGGUGAACUCUCUUGACAUCAUCACUGCUCUCUUUCUGUGUUCUGAUGGUUUUCUGCAGCAGGAAAUCGCACUAAAAAUGUCCAUGUGUCAGUUCUCUGUUCCUCUGCUGCUUCCCAAUUGUGACACCAAUCAGUGCACACUCAUGCUGUGGGCCAUGAGAGACAUUGUUAAAAAGUACAGACCUCAGUCUCUGUCAGAGUCCAAGGGCUUCAUUGAAGACAGAAUCGUUCUCUCUGAACUUCCAAUGAUCUCUUUUGUCAGACUGGGUGAGUGCUCCUUGUCCAAGUCAGAGAUUCUCAAUAAGCUUCUGAGCAAUUCUCAGCAGUACCAUGACACCUUUGUUCACUACAACAUGGAGUGUGGUGACAGUCCAAGAAGAACAUCCAAUGGACUGACUGAAAUUACUUGGUAUCUUCCUGGUGGAAAAGCAAACAUUGAUAUUGUCAGUCAGCCAGUGGCUGUAGCUAACCUUCGUGGCGACAUUGCAAGCUUUCAAACACAAUACUCCUUUCUGUGUCAGACAUCUGCAGCAAUAUUUGUGUUCUUUGACCAUUUAGACUCUGAAUCUGAGCUCAGUCUACUUACCAACCAACAACACAAGGCACAGAUCUUCUUAGUGGGUAAUAAUGUGAGCAAGCACAACAGUACAGAUUCUUUGAAAAAACUAGUGCAGACAAUGGGCUUGACCAAAACCAACAUCAUUAUUAAGACAAAACAAAGAAAUGAUGCAGACUUUGUGAAAAGUUUGAGACAAACAGUCAGAGAUGUAGUUAGGAACUCAAAGAUGAAGAUGACAAUAGAGCAGAUGGCAGACAUUGCCCAUGAACUGGGGAUCCUGGUUGAUGAAGAAUCUCCAGAGUGUCAGACUGCAAAGACAAAUGCAGAAGCCAUCACUGCUGAAAUUCAACAUAUCCAUAGAUUCAAAGAAGAUCAGCUUCCACAGCAAGGUGAAAUAUGGAAAGAACUGACCUGGUUAGAGAAGGAAGAAUUUCGACUUCAACAUAUCGGGUCUGAAAAUAUACAAGAUUACAAAAGCGAACUUCAGAAAAGGAAAAAAGAACUACGAAAAAAACAAAACUCUUAUGAGAUGUCGACAGCUAUGACAUGUUUCAUUAAUGCAAUAUCAAGCCCAGGAACAAAGAGGUUUUAUUUCCUGAAAUGGAUGCGAAUGAACCUGGAUAACCUGUCUCGUAUAAAACUGUCUGAACUUCAGGAGAAAUAUAAAGAAAAAUGCAAGAACUCUGAGAACAAGAAGGAGAUAAAUGAGAUUGACAGACAAAUUUCCAACAGCUCACUGGGGACUGAACACUUCUUCCGUGAAAUGGGUCAGAUCUAUGAAGCCUCACUGUCCCUUCCACAAACAGAUCCAGCACGUCAACAGCUGCAGCAUCUGCCCAAACUGUUGCUUGAUGGAUUUCCUCUUGAGCUUGUAGAUGGAGAUGCAUCCAACAUCCCUCUCAGAUGGGUGAGUGAUGUUCUCUCUCAGCUCAGUGACUUGGUGUCUCCAAACAGAAAGAUCCUGGUAGUCACAGUUCUUGGAGUUCAGAGCACAGGAAAGUCCACUCUCCUUAACACCAUGUUUGGAGUGCAGUUUGCAGUCAGCAGUGGUCGAUGUACUCGAGGUGCCUUUAUGUUGCUCAUCAAAAUCAAUGAAGACAUGAAAAAAGUCCUAAACUGUGACUUCAUGCUGAUCAUUGACACUGAGGGCUUAAAGUCACCAGAACUUGCACAACUAGACAACAGCUUUGAGCACGACAAUGAGCUUGCUACACUUGUUGUGGGGCUGAGUGAUGUCACCAUUGUCAAUAUUACAAUGGAAAAUUCAACUGAAAUGAAGAACAUCCUACAAAUAGUUGUGCAUGCCUUUCUCAGGAUGAAGGAGGUGGGCAAAAAGCCUAAAUGUGUGUUUGUUCACCAGAAUGUGUCCGAUGUUUCAGCCCAUGAGAAGAACUUACGAAACAGGAAACUGCUCCUGGAACAGUUAAAUGAAACGACCCAGGCAGCAGCCAGAAUGGAAAAGAAAGAGGAGAACAAGAGCUUCACUGAUGUGAUGGAGUACAGUCCAGACACUGGGAACUGGUACAUUCCUGGACUCUGGAAUGGAAACCCACCAAUGGCACCAGUCAGUGUAGGGUACAGUGAGGCUGUAUAUGAGCUCAAGAAAAACAUCAUCCAACUGCUGGGAAACUGUGAGUCAUCUGCUAAUGAUAUCAUGGAGUUUAAAGAGUGGGUGACAAGUCUGUGGACUGCAGUAAAACAUGAAAACUUCAUCUUCAGCUUCAGAAACAGCCUUGUAGCUGAUGCAUACACAAGCCUCUGUGCAGAAUUGGACAAAUGGGAGUGGGAAUUCAAAAAAGAAAUGUACACCUGGGUAACAAACGCAGAAACAAGAAUUUCCAAUUUUGGUACAAUUGCUGUAAAAUCUGAAUCUUCUGACAUCAAUGAAUUUCUCAAAUGUUUGAAAAGUGAAGCCUCAACACUGCUGUCCACAUGGGAGAAAAAGUUUCUAGAAAAUCUGACACUGUCAUGA
Molecule: messenger RNA, 3238 nt
Organism: Oreochromis niloticus (Nile tilapia)
Lineage: Eukaryota; Metazoa; Chordata; Actinopteri; Cichliformes; Cichlidae
Product: up-regulator of cell proliferation
Exons: 2
Coding region: 326-3238 (970 amino acids)
Molecular function (GO): GTP binding
Source: RefSeq, a predicted model, not a curated record